Messenger RNA from Ilex paraguariensis (yerba mate), 554 nucleotides. The record is from the annotation of a GenBank genome assembly. Lineage: Eukaryota; Viridiplantae; Streptophyta; Magnoliopsida; Aquifoliales; Aquifoliaceae.
AUGGCUUCUUCUGGUGUCAAUCGAUGGCUGAGGCCUGAGGUGUAUCCACUGUUUGCGGCCCUUGGGGUUGCCAUCGGUAUCUGCGGAUUUCAGUUGGUGCGCAAUAUCUGCAUCAACCCUGAAGUCAGGGUUAACAAGGAACGCAGGGCAGCUGGAGUACUGGAGAACUAUGCCGAGGGAGAAAAGUAUGCUGAGCAUUUUCUCAGAAAAUUUGUUCGUAAUAAGCGACCAGAAAUCAUGCCAUCCAUUAACAGCUUCUUCACCGACCCAGAUCGUAACUAAAUGCCUUGAAUCAAAGCCAAAUAAGUCUUUGUGCUGAGAUACAAACUUGUGUGUAUAUAGUUUGGUUCUGUUUGUAAUUGGUGUUGGUUGUUGCAGCUGGUUUGUGUUUGGAGUACAUGUAUGUGAGAUGAUCAACUAAAGCGUGAUAUGCUAUAAAUAAUGGAGUGGCAAGCUAGUGGAUGUUGUUCUUCCUGUUUCACAUAGCAUUUUCCGGGUUGUUUUUGUUAUCAGUCAUAGCAUUUUGUACAAGAAUUGCAUCUGGGGGGGGGGGG